AUGCAUUUUUUAAAAAAUUCAAGUCAAUUCAUUGUAAUCUCAACACUUUUUAUAAUUCUCUCACAACACAUAAUCACUUCUUAUUCGCAAGAACAUGAAUUUAAAGGUCGUGGAACAUUUUUUGAUCCUGGUUUAGGUGCAUGCGGUCAACAUUCAUCAGGGUCAGAUUUGAUAGUAGCGCUUAAUGCUCCUCAAUUUGGUAACUCGAAAAAUCCUAAUGAAAAUCCAAUGUGUGGUAAAAAAGUUACUAUAACCGGUCCAAAAGGAACCGUUACUUGUAAAAUUGUAGAUAGAUGUCCUGGAUGUCCUUUUGGUGCUUUGGACUUAUCACGAGCCGCUUUCGAUAAAAUUAGCACCCAAGCUCUUGGUGUUACUGAAAUUACUUGGAAAGGAGAUUCUGAUGAGUCUGUAGGAAGUUUUCUUAGAGGUGAAUUGAUAUUAAAUUUAUCUAACCCGACGAGAAUUCGUAAAAUUGAUAUGAGAUUUACUGGAAGAAUGAAAACAUUUUGGCCCGAGGGAAAAAUUUAUUAUGGAUCGAGUGCGAAUCGUAAUGAAUUAUGCGAGGAACAAGAAAUAAUGGCACAUGACUGGACGUUUGUUCCACCACCUAAUUCAUCACCCAAAACGUCACCUCCUUCACCGAUAAGUUCAACUUCAGGUCCAUAUAGAUUCAGUGUCAUUAGCUCCAGUCCUUCAGAUACUUCAUCUUCAAUAUUUACUUCAUCCUCAAGAUUUCACUUAAUCCCUGCCGGAAUACAUAAAUAUCCAUUUGAACUAUUCGUACCGGGUAAAGUUCCCGAAACGAUCGAGGCUGUUCGUGGUACGGUGAAUUAUAAAUUAAGUGCUGCGGCGAUUCGAUCCGGGUUAUUUCCAAACCUACACGUCUCUCAACGUGUACCUAUAAUUAGAACCAUCCUCGAAGAAAGAAAUUCUGAAGGAAUUGCCAUCGCGAGUAAUUGGAACGAUCAGUUAGAUUAUGAAAUUACCAUUCCUAAGAGAGCUUAUCCCAUGGGUGAUUCCAUUGAUAUUGACCUGAAAUUAACCCCUCGAGUGAAAAGAAUGCAAGUUGUCGGGGUUAAAAUACAAAUCGACGAAGAAUCCCUUUAUAAAGCGAGAGGUCAAAAAAAUAUUGAAUUACGUAAUUUGUCAUUAUAUAAAGAUGAGGAUUUCUGUGGUCAAGAAGGGAAUGAUCUCGAGAAUUUAUUUUAUCAAAAAAACAUUUCGUUUCCCAUUCCAAAAUCUACAAAUCACUUACAUUACUCAUGUGAAACUACUUCGAUCAAAAUUUCACACCUCCUUAAAUUCGUUUUCACGAUAAAGUUACCUUAUGAAAAUUAUAAUAAUAAGAAGAAGAAAGCUGAAGUUAAAGUGGACGUUCCUAUUACAAUACUUUCUAGUAAAUGUGCUGAGGACUUACCCCAAUACGCUGAUGACAUUUAUUGUCCUUUUGAUGAUAAUGAUAAUAAUUCUUCCCGAAAUUCUACAUUAUGGCGUAAUUAUCUUAGUAAUCAACUUGACUUCGUCAUGUGA
Molecule: messenger RNA, 1530 nt
Organism: Funneliformis geosporum
Lineage: Eukaryota; Fungi; Glomeromycota; Glomeromycetes; Glomerales; Glomeraceae
Source: the annotation of a GenBank genome assembly